UCUUCCCAUUCCUUCUACAAAGGGCCGAAGAGGGGCUGAAGGCCAACACACCUGGAGGGAGGGCCGGAGUGGGCCCAGGCAGAGGUAAUUUUCAAUGAGAAAAUGUGAUUUCUGGCUGAGAAUUUGGGAGUUGAGCCUGCUCUGGGAUUUCUUUCCCUUGAGAGAAGACGGAGGAAGAGCAUCUUAGAUACGGUAGGGUUCUUCAUCAGAGUGACUCCAACAUGAAGAGAACCAACUCACCUGGACCUGAAGCAGGAAGGGCUCCCGGGAAGAUUGGAGAAUCCUGGGAAAUAACUACACAGCUGAUCCUAGAUAAACACAUACAGUUCCAGCGCUUCAGGCAUUCCUCCUUUCGAGAGGCCGAGGGACCCAGAGAGGUUUGCAGCCGCCUCCACUCUCUGUGCCGCCAGUGGCUGAAGCCAGAGCAACACACCAAGGCGGAGAUGCUGGACCUGGUGAUCCUGGAGCAGUUCCUGAGCAUCCUGCCCCCAGAGAUGGGGAGCUGGGUCCGAGAGUGUGGGGCAGAGACCUCUUCCCAGGCGGUGGCCCUGGCGGAAGGCUUCCUCCUGAGUCGGGCAGAGGACGAGAAGCAGGAAGGACAGGCCCAUAAUAACUGCAUUGAAGUCCAUCCUGAUGUAUCUGAAUCAGAGAAAACUCUGCCAGACACCACCCAGAGCCUCAAGCAGAAGGAACUCAAGAAGGAAGGAGAUGGGGCUGUGGCCUUGGAGGAGGCUAGAACGAUGUUGUUGCUGAAUUCUCAGUCGGUACUUCCGCUUUGUGAUGGAAUGAAACUGAAUCAGGGCCCAAUCGCCUUUGAGGAGGUGGCUGUCCAUUUCUCUUUGGAGGAGUGGGCUCUCCUGAAUCCUGGUCAGAAAGCCUUGCACGUCCAGAUCAUGGAGGAGAUUCGUGGGAUGGUGGACUCUCUUGCAGAUAACUGGGAAAAGAGCAAUGUAUGCACCAAACACAGGAAGCAUUUGGGAGACACCAGGGGCCAUACAAAAAAGAAAACAUACCAAUGCAAGGAAUGUGGGAAAUGUUUUGCUCAGAGUUCAAACUUGGAGAGGCACAAAAGACUCCACACAGGAGAGAAGCCAUGCAAUUGCCAGGAGUGUGGGAAAGGUUUUGCUCAGAGUUCAGACUUGAUGAAGCACAAAAGAGUCCACAAAGGAGAGAAGCCAUACCAUUGCCAGGAAUGUGGGAAAUGUUUUGCUGACCAUUCACAAUUGGUGAGCCACGAGAGAGUUCACACUGGAGAGAAGCCGUACCAAUGCCAGGAAUGUGGGAAAUGUUUUGCUCGGAGUUCAUACCUGAUGAAGCACAAAAGACUCCACACAGGAGAGAAGCCAUACCAAUGCCAGGAUUGUGGGAAAUGUUUUGCUGACAGUUCAUACUUGAUGAGGCACAAAAGACUCCACACAGGAGAGAAGCCAUACCAAUGCCAGGAAUGUGGGAAAUGUUUUGCUGACAGUUCAGUCUUAGUGAGGCACAAAAACCUCCACACAGGAGAGAAGUCAUACCAAUGCAAGGAAUGUGGGAAAUGUUUUGCUCGUAGUACAGAAUUGGUGAGUCAUAAAAGGCUACACACAGGAGAGAAGCCAUACCUAUGCCAGGAGUGUGGGAAAUGUUUUGCUCAAAGUUCACACUUGGUGAAGCAUAAAAGAGUCCACACAGGAGAGAAGCCAUACCAAUGCCAGGAAUGUGGGAAAUGUUUUGCUGACAGUUCAGACUUGGUGAAGCACAAAAGGCUCCACACAGGAAAGAAGUCAUACCAAUGCCAGGAAUGUGGGAAAUGUUUUGCUCUUGGUUCACACUUGGUGAGGCACAAAAGACUCCACACAGGAGAGAAGCCAUACAAAUGCAAGGAGUGUGGGAAAUGUUUUGCUCGUAGUUCAGAAUUUGUGAGCCAUAAAAGACUACACACAAGUGAGAAGCCAUACCAAUGCAAGGAAUGUGGAAAAUGUUUUGCUCGCAGUUCACAUUUGUUGAGCCACAAAAGACUCCACACAGGAGAGAAGCCAUACCAAUGCCAAGAGUGUGGGAAAUGUUUUGCUCAGAGUUCAAACUUGGUGACGCACAAAAGACUCCACACAGGAGAGAAGCCAUACCAAUGCCAGGAGUGUGAAAAAUGUUUUUCUCAGAGUUCAGCCUUGGUGAGCCACAAAAGACUCCACACGGGAGAGAAGCCAUACCUAUGCCAGGAGUGUGGGAAAUGUUUUGCACACAGUUCAGCCUUGAUGAAGCACAAAAGACUCCACACAGGAGAGAAGCCAUACCAAUGCCAGGAGUGUGGGAAAUGUUUUGCUUGCAGUUCAGCCUUGGGGAGCCACAAAAGACUCCACACAGGAGAAAAGCCAUACCAAUGCCAGCAGUGUGGGAAGUAUUUUGCUCAGAGUUCAAAUUUUGUGAGGCACAAAUGUCGUCACACUGGAGAGAAACCAUACCAGUGCCAGUAGUGUGGGAAAUAUUUUGUUUGCAUUUCAUAUUUGAUGAAGCACAAAGAGUUUUGCACAGGAGAGAAUCAUGCAGGAGUGUGAAAAGUGUUUUCCUU
Molecule: messenger RNA, 2548 nt
Organism: Anolis sagrei ordinatus
Lineage: Eukaryota; Metazoa; Chordata; Lepidosauria; Squamata; Anolidae
Source: RefSeq, a predicted model, not a curated record